Molecule: messenger RNA, 1032 nt
Organism: Gongylonema pulchrum
Lineage: Eukaryota; Metazoa; Nematoda; Chromadorea; Rhabditida; Gongylonematidae
Source: the annotation of a GenBank genome assembly
AAUAUGAGCGGUGAUAAACAGGACACAGGUGAAAACCCGCUGGAUGUUUUCACGAACAUUGAUAAGGAGCCGAAAAAACUGAGCAUCGAGAAGAUUUAUCAGAAGAAAAGCCAGCUGGAACACAUCUUGCUACGUCCGGACACCUAUAUCGGAUCGGUGGAACAUACUGAUAAAGCGCCUAUGUGGAUUUAUGAUGCGCAAGCAGAACGAAUCGUGCAGCGUGAAAUCUCGUAUGUUCCGGGACUUUACAAAAUCUUCGACGAAAUCCUGGUAAAUGCAGCGGACAACAAACAGCGGGAUCCGAAGAUGAAUUUAAUCAAGAUUAAUAUUAACAAGGAAAAGAACGAGAUCAGCAUAUAUAACAACGGCAAAGGCAUUCCAGUAGUGCUGCACAAAGUGGAGCAAGUUUACGUGCCUGAACUCAUCUUUGGCGGCCGUAAUGGAUAUGGUGCCAAGCUAUGCAAUAUAUUUAGCUCGGAAUUUACCAUCGAAACAUCCUCCAAAGAAUACGGCAAAUCAUUCAAACAGACAUGGAAAGACAACAUGACAAAAGACAAGGAUCCAUCUGUAACCAAAGCAUCUGGCGAGGAUUUCACGCGAGUCGUCUUCAAACCGGAUCUGGCGAAAUUUAGAAUGAGCGAACUGGACGACGAUAUCGUGGCGCUGAUGUCACGCCGAGCAUACGACGUAGCUGGCUCCACAAAAGGCGUCAAAGUACAAGGCUUCCGUCAGUACGUGGAUCAAUAUGCGAAGCACAAUCUGGACAGUGAUGGCGAACCCUAUAAGGUAGCCUUUGAGCAAGUGAACGAGCGUUGGGAAGUGGCUAUGACUGUUUCGGAGAAAGGCUUUCAGCAAGUUUCAUUCGCCAGUUCUAUUGCAACCACGAAGGGUGGCCGUCACGUGGACUACGUGACCGAGCAAAUUACUGGAAAACUAAUUGAUCUUAUCAAGAAGAAAGUGGGCAAAAGUGGUGGAAUCAAUGUGAAAGCGUUUCAGGUAAGCACUUGGUCAAAAAACCGUUUUCUUCUGUAA